AUGCACUUUGCCGCACUAGCCGCACUUGCGGCUGCGGCAGCCGCCCCCGUGUCGGCCUUCUACCUCCCAGGCUCAGCACCAAGAGACUACAAGCCUGGCGACCAGGUCGACGUCUUUGUCAACACGGUCACUCCACUGUUGAACGCCACACUCCGCUCUCUCAUCUCGUACGACUACUACGACCCGAGGUUCCACUUCUGCCAGCCUGAAGGUGGGCCAGUCAAGCAAGCCGAGUCGCUCGGCUCGAUCCUGUUCGGCGACCGCAUUCUCUCAUCGCCCUUCGACAUCAAGAUGGGCGAAGACGUAAAGUGUCUCACGCUCUGCCGGAGCAAGGUGCCCGGCAACGACGCCAAAUUUAUUCACGACCGCAUCCGAGAGGACUAUGGACUCAACUUUAUCAUCGACGGGCUGCCAGGUGCAGAGCUCAAGAAGGACUCGCGGACAGGCGAGCAGUUCCUCGACGGACAAGGCUUCCUGCUGGGCUUGCACGGGUACAACGGCAUCGGGUCGGAUGACAAGCCAGCGCUCAACAACCACUACGAUAUUUACAUUGAAUAUCACAAGCGCGCAGAGAACAAGAUCCGUGUCGUCGGCGUCAUGGUGUACCCGCGCAGCGUCGACAGCAUUGUGGCCGGAGAGGAGACGCCCAACUGCAACCGCGAGGGAAAGCCGCUCUACCUCUCUGAAACCGCCGACAACCAGUUCCUCUACACGUACUCGGUCCAGUUCCGCGAGUCAGACGUCGUUUGGUCCCUUCGUUGGGAUAGCUACCUGCACGUAUUUCACCCCAAGAUCCACUGGUUCUCGCUCAUCAACUCGCUCAUCAUUGUCGGUUUCCUCUGCUUCAUGGUCUCAGCGGUCCUCUACCGCACCAUCUCCAAGGACAUUUCGCGCUACAACCAGGUUGACCUUGCAGAUGACGUCCAGGAGGACUAUGGGUGGAAGCUCGUCCACGCCGAGGUUUUCCGCCAGCCGCAGCGCCCAAUGCUCCUCGCUGUCCUCGUCGGCAACGGCUUCCAUCUGGCCGGCAUGACCCUCGUGACCCUCAUGUUUGCGCUCCUCGGCUUCCUCUCACCGUCGAACCGCGGCUCGCUUGAGACGGUACUGCUCAUCUGCUGGACCCUCUUUGGUUGCGUGUCUGGCUACGUCUCGGCGCGCGUGUACGCUUCGAUCGGCGGCGACCAGUGGAAGCCCAACCUCGUGCUCACGGCCGUGCUCUUCCCGACCAUUGUCUUCACGAUCAUCGGCGUUCUCAACCUCCUCCUCGUGUUCACCGGCGCGUCGGGUGCUAUCCCGUUCGGCACCAUUCUCGUGAUCCUGUUCAUGUGGUUCCUCAUUUCUGUCCCUCUCACCGUUGCCGGCUACUUCUUCGGCAUGAAGCACGGCGGCUGGUCCAACCCUGUGCGCACCAACCAGAUCCCGCGCCAGAUUCCUCCUUGCCCAUGGUACCUCAAACCCGUCCCGGCCGCUAUUCUUUGCGGUAUUCUGCCUUUUGCUGCCGCGUUCGUCGAGCUGUACUUUAUGCUCUCGAGCCUGUUUGGCAACCGCGCGUACUACGCGUUCGGCUUCCUCUUCCUCACCUUUGGGGUGGUCGCACUCACUACGGCUACGGUCACCAUUCUCUUCACUUACUUCAUACUCUGUUCUGAGGAGUACCGGUGGCACUGGCGAUCGUUCCUUGUCGGCGGUGGUGCCUCGUUCUGGGUGUUCGUGUACGGCCUCUACUACUGGGCGAGAAACCUGUCGCUUGGCAGCUUGACGUCUGUGGUGCUGUACUUGGGCUACCUGCUGCUCGCCUCCCUCCUCGUCUUUAUUCUGCUCGGGAGCAUCGGUGCGACUGCGUCGUGGUGGGCCACGCGCAGGCUGUACAGUGCCGUUCGCGUCGACUAG
This is a messenger RNA of Cutaneotrichosporon cavernicola, 1890 nucleotides long. RefSeq lists its product as uncharacterized. Bases 1 to 1890 code for a protein of 629 amino acids. Gene Ontology annotation, cellular component: membrane. NCBI's taxonomy places the organism in Eukaryota, Fungi, Basidiomycota, Tremellomycetes, Trichosporonales, Trichosporonaceae. The transcript has 2 exons. The record is from RefSeq and is a predicted model, not a curated record. Gene Ontology annotation, biological process: protein localization to membrane; vacuolar transport.